UCACAACCAGGAAGCUCGCGCGUCCAUUCGGGCUGAUCUUAAGUCAGUUUGUUAGCUGAGCGGGGGUGCACUCAAAUGCGGAAAUAGUGGACGUCUUAACCGUGCGUAAAGGAGGCGUGCCGCGCCAAAUUACGCACAGGAAACCCCUCCAGGUUUAACUCACUAAGUGACUAACUAACUAACUUGGCGUGGUCAAGUCCUCCUGUUGCAUGUUUCAGUGCAAAGACUGUCUGAAGUCCGGCCAGAUGUUGCACUAGAACACCAUGUUGGAAGCUCCGGAGCCAAGCCAGGAGAUCGAGCGCUGGCUCUUUACCCUCCACCUCUCCCAGUACGCGACCUGUUUCCAGCUGGGCGGCUACCGAUCUCCGCAGGACUGCGCGGACCUCACAGAUGAGCGCCUCCGAGAGCUCAAAGUGCUCCCGACUGGGCACCGCAGGCGCAUCCUUCGUGGUUUAGAGGUGCUGGGUGUCAAGAAGCAAAGCCAGGGAGAGGAAGCCCAGAAACCGCCGCUGUACCCGAGAAAUGUCUUCCUGGAGGAUAAAAAAAGAGGGGGUUCCUGUCAGCACUCGGAAUUACAAGGGAGUCAGACGUUGCCUCCGGGAGCUGGCCUCGGAGCCCAGACGGAAGAAGGUGGCCCCCCGCAACCAGCCCGGCGCAACCCCGAGAACGUCCGAGUGUCCGUGUUGGAAGAUCUCGGCCCCCUUGCCUCCUCCUCCUCCAGCAGCACAGAGUCACUGCCGACUCCUGAAAUACCCCCGGGCUGGGAGAUUUCCCCAGAAAACGCCAAUUUCGUACCGUCUCCUCGUGACGCCCCGAGCGAGGAGCAAGAGUCUUCCCAGUGCAACAUGGUGGACAACGCCAUCUACGUCGCACAGCCCACUUUCGCCGCCCCCAAAGGCCCGCGCCUGACUCGCUCUUACCGGCUGAGGCAUCGACCUGUACCCGACAUCCCACAACAAGACAGGCACGCACCGCCAUUGCAAACAAGCGGGCCCGAACACCCAGCCGUCUGCGGGGGUCCCUCCGGUGAAAACUGCGCACAGAAAGCUCCACUUCACAGAACCUUGACGCCCAUCGCUCCCUACGGAGAGACCUUCCUGUACAACAGCGCUCAAAGCGUUCCGGACCAAGGUGGCAAAGAAGUGGCGCCGAAGGACAAGUUGGAAAAGAAGAAGCAGAGCCGCAGAUCCAAGGACAAUGACUCUCCUCCUGGUCCGACGAGCCCAGACCCUUACAAAGACGAAUACUCCACGGUGGAAGAGUGCGCCAGCCUUUUGCCAAGUUUGGUGCAAAGUGCGGCAGAGUACGCCUCCGUCGGCGCAGCGGCCUCCGCUCCCGUCUCUCGCUGUUCUUCCGUGGUCACGGUGGACUGCGACGUCUACUCCAAAUCCCUCGAGACUUUUGGAGACUGUCUGCCCGAUAUUUCCCCAUACGCGUGCUUUUACGGCGCUGCAGGACCUCAAGUGCUAAAAAUGGGCUGGCUGGAUAAGCUUUCACCUCAAGGGAAGUGCGUCUUUCAACGGCGGUGGGUGCGGUUCGACGGCGAGAGCCUGGCCUACUACAACAGCGACAAGGAAAUGUACUCCAAAGGGAUGAUUCUGGCCACCGCCGUCCGACAGGUCCGAAGUUUAGGUGACAACAAGUUUGAGGUCGUCACCUCACUUCGGACCUUCAUAUUCCGAGCGGAGAAAGAAGGGGAGCGCCGCGAGUGGAUGGAAACCCUUCAGACGGUCGCGCGGCCCUCCGCCCGCGGCUCCCAGACGCGCCGCAGCCUGCGCCGCCGCUCCUCCACCAACAAGCGCGGCGUGCUGGAGGUGCGCGCCUACAAAGGCAGAGUUCUGGUGUCCCUGGCGGGGAGCAAAGUCAGGCUGUGCAAAACAGAACAGGACUACGAAGCGGGCCUGGCUAUCUGUGAAGUGGAGCUGACGGCCGCCAACAUUCGAGACGCGGACCGAAGGGUCUUUGAAAUCAACACGCCUUUCAAGAACUUUUGCUUCGUGGCCGAGUCGGAGCAGGAGAAGUUGGAGUGGAUCGAAGCGAUUCAGGAAUCCAUCGCCGAGACGCUGUGCGACUACGAGGUGGCCGACAAGAUCUGGUUCAACGAGGCCAACCGCAGCUGCGCCGACUGUCGCGCCGCGCAGCCGGAGUGGGCGUCGGUCAACCUGGGCGUGGUCAUCUGUAAGAAGUGUGCGGGGCAGCACCGCUCGCUCGGCCCCAACAUCUCCAAAGUGCGGAGCCUGAAACUGGACAGCAGCAUCUGGAGCAAUGAGCUCGUGGAGCUCUUCUUGGAAGUGGGGAACCAGAAGGCCAACGGUUUCUGGGCCGCCAAUCUCCCCCCGGAAGAAGAACUGCACGGCGGCGCUUCGGCCGAACCGCGCGCCACCUUCACCCGCAGGAAGUACCGGGAGAGGAAGUACCGACGCGUCCUCGAGGGACUUCACGACUCGGAGCGGCUCAACAAGGCGCUGUGCGCCGCCGUGGUGUCGCCCGACGUGCUGCGGACCGUGGAGCUGGUGUUCAGCGGGGCAGAUGUUAUGUGCGCCACCGGGGACCCGACCUGCACCACGCCGUACCUCCUGGCCCAACGCGCCGGCCAAAGGCUGCAGAUGGAGUUCCUGCAUCAGAACAGGCUAUUGGUUUUCCCAAGACUUGACCCGCGGUCGCAGAAGACAUCCCCGUCCGAAGCGUCCCCCUUCAUGGACGGCUUCCUCUACAUCUCCCCGGGCCACGGCAGGACGCCUCCGGAUCGGCGCAAAGGAGACGACAUGGCACGUCGCUGGUGCACGCUGGAGGGCGGCUUCUUGACGUACUACGAGAGCACGCAGAGUCCGACGCCGGUGGGCCGGGUGGCCGUUUCCGACGUGGUCAGCCUGGUCAUCAGCAACGCCGAGACGAUGACUGGAGCAGGGGCCGUGUUCACCGUGGAGGUGUACUUGCGGUCAGCGCGGUCCCUCGUCAUUGGUGCGGAGACGCAGGAAACGCGCCGCGAUUGGAUCCAGGCGCUGACCAAGUGCUUGGUGCCACCCCAAGCAGAAGGUCUGGUGCAGAAGGACAGCGAGCUCAUUGGCCGACUCCUCUACAAGGAGGGCCACGACCUGUACCACUGGAGGACGGGCUGGUUCGUCCUGGCCGGCUCCGUCCUGCACUUUGGCUCCGGCGACGAGGAGGGAGACCAGGACGCGCUUCAUCUCAAACAGCUGCAGGAGCUCACCGUCACCACCCACACUGAGGGCGAGGAGAAGAUCCAAGUGCUGCUGAUGGUGGAGAGCGGAAGAACCAUUUACAUCCACGGUUUCAACACGAUGGACUUUGCGCUUUGGCACUCAGCCAUCACGCAGGCCGCCGGCACCGACGGCAAAGCGCUCGGCGACCAGCAGCUCACGAAAAACGGCGUCCCCAUCGUCGUGGAGAGCUGCAUCGCGUUUGUCACUCAGUACGGUUUGUGCCAGGACGGGGUCUACCAGCGGCCGGGCGAUCCCAACGGGGUGGCGCAGCUCCUGGAGGAGUUCACCCUGGACGCCCGUAAUGUCAAACUGCGGUACAAGGAGCGCCAACUGGGGGAUGUGACGGACACUCUGAAGAGCUUCUUAUCGCAAGCGGAGGACGCCCUGUUGACCAAGGAGCUCUAUCCUUACUGGGUUUCGGCUUUGGAUGAGGAGGAUGAGAGCCUGAGAGUAAAAAAGUACUCCACCUUUAUUGAAAGUUUGCCCAAAGCCAACAGGGCAACCCUUGAUGCUUUGCUCCAACACCUUUACAGGAUUCAGUUGUGUCGCCACCUCAACCGCAUGCCGGGUGACAAACUGGCCUCGGUCUUCUCCUCCUGCUUGUUCCAGACGCAGGGACAAACGCCGCAGGAGAUCCGCGUGGUCCACGACCUCAUCGACAACUACGUUACGCUCUUCAAUGUCAAUGAAGAGCAGGUGCGACAGAUGGAGAGGGAGAAUAGUUUCAUCACGCGCUGGAAUGACAAAAAGGACACCACAUUCUCGCCAGCUGGGGACUUGAUCUUCGAGGUGUACCUGGAAAAGCGAGGGCCGGAGAAUUGCUGUUUAAUCAAGGUUUGGCCCAGCAUGCGCUCGGCGGAGCUCGCGGAGACGGCGCUGAGCAUGCGCAACGUCCCCUAUAACGCCGACGACGCGUGGACCACAUUUGAAGUCAUCGAAAAUGGAGAGUUGGAGCGGCCGUUGCACCACAGCGAGAAGAUUCUAGAGCAGGUGUUGGAAUGGAGCGCGCUGGACUACCCCAGUUCGGCUUUUCUGGUUUUGAAGAAGUUCGCGGUGGCCGAAAGAGACGCAGAAGACAAAGUGGACCCGAAGCAGUUGGUGAAAGGCGAGCAUCUCAAGUUCAACGACGGCUGCUCCAAACUGCUCUCCGGGCACAAGUUCCAGGACAAAUACGUGGCGCUGCGUGCCCACAAGCUGCUGCUCUACAGAGAUAUCAAAACCACAAAAGCCGAGAAGGUGCUCCAUCUCAAGGCUGCCAAAUGUUACCUGGGCCUGAAGAAGAAGCUGAAGCCUCCGAGCAGCUGGGGCUUCACCGUCUACACGGAGAAACAGCAGUGGCAUUUCUGCUGCGACGAGAGAGAGACGCAGGUCGGCUGGGUGACGGACAUCAUCAGCAUGAAGUGUGGCCUCCUUCGCACUUUGGCACAACGGAACCGAACGCCAAUGAGUUGACUGAGCCCAAAACCUCGACUUGAACAAAAAAUGUUCUCGCGUUCUCCAGAGCCUCUCGACUGUUGUUGAUAAUUCCCCGUUGCUUUCAUAAUGUGACCCGCUUCCAAUUUUCGAUAAGAAUAGCAAUUACAACGAGUGGCAACGACUCCCUAUUUCGAAUGCAAACGGCUAUCUUUCAAAUGAAUUGUCUGGCACGUGUUUCGAGAAAAAUGAGAAAAACUGCGGCGACCUCUGCGAGUAUCUUCAGGCCGCCAGUCGCACUUAACGGCCUUUAAAUCUUGCCAGUUCAACAGGCCCCCCUUAUUAAAACCGCAGCGAAUGAAACCAUAUUCCAUCGUAGACAACAAGCGUGUUGAAUUCGCUUGAUUUCCAACUUGGCCGUUUCCAGCUUGGUGGCCUCGGUGAUGUUUUGCGGACGCGGGGGUCUCUGGCCUCCGAGCUGCUAUUUUGCGAGGCGCAAUUAGCCGGGAUGAACCAAAUCGCGCGAUCCCAUCUCAUAAUUGAGAUUAAAAAUUGUCUUUAAAUGCAAACUGAUUGAAAAAGAUCCAAUCUGCCGCCAUUGGACGUGACAAGGCUUUGAACUAUGGCGUAAUACCGAUGAAAUCUUUUUCCCCAGCCGGCCUGUUCCUCCGCUCGCCGAUGUCGAGAUAAUGACCCGCGUUGGCGAGUGAGAUUUGGGAUUAGCACAACAACGGCCGCUAAUUACCACCUGAAAGGCAAAGCAGGUGUGUGUUGCCGUUUUGCCUUGUUGUGGAAGAAAGUCGCAUAUUAAUGCAAUAAGUCAUAUAUUAUCACAAGAAGAAAGUUGUCAUAUUAAGACAACAAAGGGAUAUUUUUGGGAACAUUGUCGUGUGUUUUCGAGUCGUAAUAUCUAGAAAAUAGUCAUAUAUUUAUUUUAAAUGGAAAGUUUUGUAUUCUCAAGCUACAUUAUUACGAGGGUCAAUCUGUAUAUUUUUGAGAGAAAAGUUCCUAUUUUUAGAUACCUUGUAUAUUUUUAAGCUUUGAUUUGUGAAUGUUACGAAUAGUCGUAUAUUUUUAAGCAAAAAAAAAAAAUUGUAUAUGUAUAUUUAGGUUUUGAUUUUACGAGAAUAGUAAUGUAUGUGAAUAUUGUAUUUUUCAAGAUAAACGUUGUGUAUUUCGGAGGUGAAAUUGUAUUUUUUUUUUCGAGAUUAGAAAUUGACUUCAGAGAAAAGUUUAUGGUAUAUUUUUAGAUUAGCCUAUACGUUAAAUUAAAAGAUGAGUCUUAUUUCAAAUAUUUAAUUAAAAUAAACUUGGGGAUUCACGGGAAAAGGGUAUUUUUGAGAGCGUCAUAUUUUUGAAAAUAGUCGUCUAUUUUUGAGAUAAGUCUUUAAAUUAUGAAAGUGAAGUUAUCAUAUUACGAGAGUAAUAUUUUAAUAUUUUCAAGAAAAAAAGGUGUAUUUUUUGACAUACCUUAUUUUUAAGAUUAAGCUAAAGUCAUUUUAUGACGAGAACAAGGCGGAUUCCAUACAGUACAUAGAAAAAAGUUGUUUGUUUUUGAUCAAAGUUGUAAUAUUACAAGACGUAAAUCAUAUUUUCGAGUCUAGUAUCUUCAAGAUAACUCGUUACAAUAAGACUAAAUUGUAACGUUACAAAAGUCAAAUUUUUCAACUAAAUUGUGUAUUUUCACAUCAAUCUCGUGUAUUUUCGAGAUUACAAUUGUAAUAUGACAAGAUUGGUUGUAUACU
Phyllopteryx taeniolatus (common seadragon) is the source of this 6382-nucleotide messenger RNA. It is a transcript of the gene arap2, whose product is annotated as ArfGAP with RhoGAP domain, ankyrin repeat and PH domain 2. Gene Ontology annotation, cellular component: Slx1-Slx4 complex. Gene Ontology annotation, biological process: signal transduction; double-strand break repair via homologous recombination. The record is from RefSeq and is a predicted model, not a curated record. The coding region runs from base 264 to 4676 and encodes 1470 amino acids. Lineage: Eukaryota; Metazoa; Chordata; Actinopteri; Syngnathiformes; Syngnathidae. The transcript has 32 exons. Gene Ontology annotation, molecular function: protein binding; 5'-flap endonuclease activity; GTPase activator activity.